AUGUCGGUUAUCGGCAAUAAUACUUUUUAUAAUAUUUACUUUACACUAGUUAAGUCCGAUAAGGAGACGUGCCGGCGGACAGACCCUCAGUACUUGCUCGGUAAUUAG
Messenger RNA from Aspergillus niger, 108 nucleotides. RefSeq lists its product as uncharacterized. The transcript has 3 exons. The record is from RefSeq and is a predicted model, not a curated record. NCBI's taxonomy places the organism in Eukaryota, Fungi, Ascomycota, Eurotiomycetes, Eurotiales, Aspergillaceae. Bases 1 to 108 code for a protein of 35 amino acids.